UCUAAAAAUGGAAAAAUCUGAUGCAAAAAUAACCAACACUAGAGGUAAAUGCCUCUCGUGAUUCAGAGAAAAAGCUCAUAUCUUUACAAUUUUAUGUGGACAUGGUUUUUGAGCAAUUUGAACAAUACAAAACUUGAAUAUAUGCAAGCUGCUCUUCUUCGAGAAGCACUCAGCUAGUGACAAGUUCACUCGAUGAGUGAUCUGAAAAACUUCCUGUCUCAUAGAUUCAGAGACAUUUAUCAAAAUUGCUAAACAGGCUAGCAUAGACAGGAAAAUUCAUACCUCAGAGGAAGACAGAGAGUUAAUGAAAUAAAUGUGAUGGUUGAAAAUUUAUGUACAAAGAAGAGAUCAUUUCAAAGAAGUUGAUCAAUGAUAAGAUCACUAAUCUCUGCCCUAACUGCAAAAUCUCCUCUCUCCAAGGCGAUAAAGAUGCUCUAAAUCCUCAGAUAAUCCCUGAAAACUAUGAAGACAUUAUGAAAGAUGUUAAAAACUGGAUACAGAUCUAUAAAUCAGCAGAAGAUGACCAGCAGAGGCAAAAGAGUCUCUUCCUAAAAUAAAUUAGAAGCAGAUUUUAAUUUCUUAAGGAAGACUAUUGAGAAAAAGUACACACAGACUAAAGCUAAGAUCGAGAAGACUUUUGCACAGACAAACCCAUAUCUUAGUGGGUUCCUUAAUAUUAAUGAGCGGAUUGAAGACCUUAUUUAUCUCCAGCCUAAGACUGACGCUGAUUUUGAAAGAAGACAAAAACUUUUUAGUGAAUUGUUAGAGGAAGUGGAUAUACAUGACUGAAACUAACAAAAUAACUGGGACAGAAUUUGACUUAUCACAAAGCUUUCUGGAUAAUCAGC
Messenger RNA from Moneuplotes crassus, 848 nucleotides. Lineage: Eukaryota; Ciliophora; Spirotrichea; Euplotida; Euplotidae. The record is from the annotation of a GenBank genome assembly.